This is a messenger RNA of Vombatus ursinus (common wombat), 2203 nucleotides long. RefSeq names its product leucine rich repeat containing 40 (gene LRRC40). The coding region runs from base 1 to 1821 and encodes 606 amino acids. Gene Ontology annotation, molecular function: protein binding. The transcript has 15 exons. The record is from RefSeq and is a predicted model, not a curated record. Lineage: Eukaryota; Metazoa; Chordata; Mammalia; Diprotodontia; Vombatidae.
AUGUCGCGGCUGAAGAGGCCGGUGUCGGCCUCGGGCCGGGACCUCCGGGCGGGCUUCCGUCACGAGAGGGGCGACAGCGGCGCCGUCGUCCCGCAGGGGCUGCUGAAGGCGGCGCGGAAGAGCGGCCAGCUCAACCUGUCGGGCCGGGAGCUGAGCGAAGUCCCUCAGACAGUUUGGCGAAUAAAUUUGGAUGUCCCGGAGGAAGCGAACCAGAAUCAUUCCUUUAAUUCUUCUGAACGAUGGUGGGAGCAGACAGAUUUGACUAAACUAAUCAUAUCCAACAAUAAACUUCAGUCACUUUCAGAUGACCUCAGGCUUCUUCCUGCACUGACUAUACUUGAUAUGCACGAUAAUCUGCUGACGUCCCUUCCUUGUACCAUAGGCGAGCUGGAAAAUCUUCAGAAGCUUAAUGUCAGUCACAACAAACUGAAAAUACUGCCUGAAGAACUUACAAAACUAAGAAACCUGAAGGGCCUGUUUCUGCAGUACAAUGAGCUGACCAGCGUCCCCGAUGGAUUUGGCCAGUUGCACAGAUUGGAGGAGUUAGAUCUCUCCAACAACCGCCUCACAGCUGUUCCCGCUAGCUUUUCUUCUCUCUCUAACCUGAUGCGGCUCAACCUUGCCGGCAAUCAAAUGAAGGACUUGCCAGCAGAAAUCACUGGGAUGAAAAGAUUAAAGCAUUUGGAUUGCACUUCAAACUGCUUGGAAACUAUACCUUCUGAAUUAGCUAGCAUGGAGUCACUAGAACUGCUCUAUUUACGGAGAAAUAAACUACGUUUUCUACCGGAAUUUCCUUCUUGUAUAUCAUUGAAGGAAUUGCAUGUUGGUGAGAAUCAGAUUGAAAUGUUAGGGGCCGAGCAUCUUAAACAUCUUAAAUCUAUCCAUGUGCUAGACCUAAGAGAUAACAAGUUAAAAUCUAUUCCUGAUGAAAUCACCCUGCUCCAGGCCUUGGAAAGACUUGAUCUAACCAACAAUGAUAUCAGUAGUCUUCCCCAUACGUUAGGAAACCUUCCUCGUUUGCAGUUUUUGGCAUUAGAGGGAAACCCUUUGAGAACUAUUCGGCGAGAACUCCUAAAUAAAGGGACCCAAGAAGUCCUCAAGUAUUUAAGAAGCAAAAUUAAAGGUGAUACAGGAAACCAAAAUGACACGCCCAUUGAGACAGCUAUGACCCUGCCAAGUCAGGCCAGAGUCAACACGCACACCAUCACAACAUUGAAGCUGUUAGACUACAGUGAGAAACAGACAGCUCUGAUUCCUGAUGAAGUAUUUGAUGCUGUAGGAAGCAACAUUAUCACUUCUGUGAACUUCAGUAAGAAUCAUCUGAAUGAGAUACCAAAAAGGAUUGUGGAACUGAAGGCAGCUGUGUGUGAUGUCAAUCUCAGCUUUAACAAGCUUUCCUGUAUUUCUGCAGAAUUGUGCAUGCUUCAAAAACUGACCCACCUGGACAUCAGAAAUAAUCUUUUGGCCUCUUUGCCUGAAGAGAUGGAAGCCUUGGGGAAACUGCAGACUCUCAAUCUGUCCUUUAACAGGUUCAGAACGUUCCCCAGCAUUCUGUAUCGGCUCCGGACUCUCGAAACUGUCCUCCUCGGUAACAAUCAGGUUGGAUCUGUGGACCCCCUGCAGCUGAAGCAGAUGGACAAGCUGGCCACUUUGGACCUUCAGAACAAUGACCUCCUUCACAUCCCGCCCGAGCUGGGCUGCUGCGUGAGUCUCAGGACCCUUCUGCUGGAGGGGAAUCCAUUCCGAAUUCCUCGAGCAGCCAUUUUAGCUAAAGGAACAGAUGCUGUCCUGGAGUAUUUAAGAGACCGCAUUCCUACUUAAUUGGAAUUUUGUAAUCGUCGGCCAGCUAAUGGAUUUGCAUGCUUCGGAGAGCUGGGGAACAUUCAAAAUCUUGUCUGAGAGCUGAUUUGCUAUACUUCAUCUGAUGGUUUCUUCAAACAGUGUAUCAGUUAUUAUUGCUGUGAUUUAUCUGGGGCAUGAAACAAAUGUUCUUACAAUCUUAUUACCACUCAAUGUUAUUUUUACAUUGAAAACCAUGUAUAACAACUUUAUAGUGAUUACUACAGCCUUCUUGAAUGUUUAUACAUUCAUUCUUAAAAGUUUUGAAAUUUAAAAAAGGUAAUAGUGGUUUCUAUAACUGAAAUAUCAUUCCUUUUUAAAGUUGAUUUUUUUUAUAAUGACAAAGCAUUUUUGUAAAAGAUGA